Messenger RNA from Phragmites australis (common reed), 1236 nucleotides. RefSeq names its product E3 ubiquitin-protein ligase CIP8-like. The transcript has a single exon. Gene Ontology annotation, cellular component: cytoplasm. NCBI's taxonomy places the organism in Eukaryota, Viridiplantae, Streptophyta, Magnoliopsida, Poales, Poaceae. The coding region runs from base 83 to 886 and encodes 267 amino acids. Gene Ontology annotation, biological process: protein ubiquitination. The record is from RefSeq and is a predicted model, not a curated record. Gene Ontology annotation, molecular function: ubiquitin protein ligase activity.
GGUAAUUAUAAUUGGAAGCGGCUCCCGAGACGCUCCCCCAGGGCGCGAUUUUUUUGGUCCCCCCUCGCGCCGCAUCGGCACCAUGGCUUCCUCAUCGAUCCACCUCCGCCUCGCCGCCGACGAGAUCCCCCAAACCCUAGACGCCUCCUCCUCUUCCUCCUACGACGCCUUCGUCCCCGUAUUUCGCCCGGAUCCGUCGGCCUCCUCCGCUUCGACGGCGGCGGCGGCCGACCGCGUCCGCAGCCUGUUCCGCUCCGUGGAGGUCGCCCUCUUCGGGGACGACCUCUUCGAACCACGGACGGAGCAACUCGGGUUCACCGAGGAUUCGUACGACGACGGCGACGCCUCGAUCCAUUGGGACUGCCUCGAAAUCGAGGACGCCGAGCCGGAUCUGCCGCUCUUGGCCUUCACCGCGGCCGACGAGUUCGAGUGGGAGGAGGUAGCGUCCGCGUCCGGGGCUGGCUCGGAGCCCCAGGAGCCCGAGUGGGAGGUGCUCGGCGACGUGCCAGCGGCGGCCACCGCGGCCGACGCCGAGGAGGGUUUCGUGUACACCUCCGACCGGGAGGCGUACGAGGUGCUAGUCGCCGGCGGGGAGGGGCUGUUCCUGAAGAACAAACCGGCGGCGGCCAGAUCGGCCGUCGAGGCGCUCCCUUCCACUGUUGUUGCCGCCGGAGAGGAAGGUGAAGGGGAGGAGUGCGUGGUGUGCAGGGACGGGGUUGCGGCCGGGCAGCGCGUGAAGAAGCUGCCUUGCUCGCACCGCUACCACGAGGAGUGCAUCGUGCCGUGGCUGCAGGUGCGCAACUCGUGCCCGCUCUGCCGAUUCGAGCUGCCCACCGACGAUCCCGAGUAUGAGACCUGGAAAGCGGGGCAAACAGUGUCCGCCUGAAUGAACUGUGCGGUAAUGGCAAGCUCUACCCGUAUGGUUUUAUAGAGUUGUAUGGUUUGAUUUUGCAUCGGUUCCUUUAAAUUACAAGGUUGUUACUUAGUUGUAUGAAAGAAAGCAUAGAGGUAGCCGUAGAGAUGUUUUUGCGCGUUCUGAUUAGUUUCCUUUUUUUCUUCAAGAGGGGUUUUAAUGUUUUAUGUUGUCUAAAUGAUAGAGCGUUUUACUAAUUAGUUGCUAUAUAAUGUUGUAUCUAUUCUAAAUUCAGAGAGAGUAGCUGUAUAUCCUCUUGCACGGGAUGAUUUGUGGUUGGAUGUUCUGGAAAAUGUUUGGCAUAUAUAGUGUUUUGUUGCGGA